AUGCCACGCUCAACAUUGACGUCUGGUUCUUCCAUAUGCUCUUACUAUACGGCUCCGAGUGACUAUGACACUACGGAUGACUAUUAUUCUAACCUCCCGGUUACUUCAACUGAGCUUCGAACCCGGACUGACAAUCCUGGGACAUGGCCGCUUAGGAGUAGACGCACUGAUCCUAGACUCUCGGAGCGCACAACUAGGUACGUUUAUAGAGCGGGUGAAGGGUUUGAUACCCUUGCUCUCGUCCCUAGAAUUUUCGUACCAGCCGAUUCCAUAUCUGGGGAAGUGCAUAUUGACUCCGAAAUACUCGCCAGGGGUUACAAUCCGUCCUACUACGGUGACAUAGCGCCGAUAGCUGGGAGCUCACCUACCUUAACAGACGUUAGGUAUCGAAUUGAAAGCCUCGAUACUCCACCAGUUGGCACACCAAUGGGAGAUCGCUACCGUCAAUACAAGUCAUACGAUGUAGACGCUUAUGACGCCGAGCAAGAAUACAACGAUAGAUUCAAAGAAGUUCCCAAGGCUCCGAGAAAGAAGCACGAGACCGAGGAUUACAAGGGUAAGUUUAACGAAGCCAACCAUGUUAGGGACAACGCUGCGAGUUACGAGACAAUACCGGGAGCAGAAGGCCUUCAUUACACCUUUUUAGUAGCCCAUUGUUCAAGGUCCUGUCUCGAAGAGGUUAUGCUAAUACUGAGUCUUCAAAGGAGACCCCCCGAUGACUUUGAACCACCACCGACGGCUAGCGCCGUACGCGGAGAACAUGGUCGAUGUGACUUGUAG
This is a messenger RNA of Letharia columbiana, 780 nucleotides long. RefSeq lists its product as uncharacterized. The transcript has 2 exons. The coding region runs from base 1 to 780 and encodes 259 amino acids. NCBI's taxonomy places the organism in Eukaryota, Fungi, Ascomycota, Lecanoromycetes, Lecanorales, Parmeliaceae. The record is from RefSeq and is a predicted model, not a curated record.